Cladophialophora immunda is the source of this 2095-nucleotide messenger RNA. RefSeq lists its product as uncharacterized. Gene Ontology annotation, molecular function: propionyl-CoA carboxylase activity. Lineage: Eukaryota; Fungi; Ascomycota; Eurotiomycetes; Chaetothyriales; Herpotrichiellaceae. The transcript has 6 exons. The record is from RefSeq and is a predicted model, not a curated record. Bases 144 to 1889 code for a protein of 581 amino acids.
GCACCAAAUCAGCUGACCUUCGCUUUCGCCCUGAGCCGGAGUUCAUGUUGUACAUCAGUGUGAUUCAGAGAACACAGAAGGGCGCGUGGGACUCUUGCUUUCGUAGAUUUGUCCGUGUUGAUUGAUUGUUGAUUGUGAGCACAAUGAGUUCCAAAAAAGACUCGGCACCAACAGAUCGUCUUGCACAAGUCGUCCAACACGUAGCAGGGUCACAGGAUGAGUCUUCAAAGCCCAACUCGGCACGGAGUCGUCGCUCCAAGACUUCAAGAAGCGCCGGCCCACCGGCAGAUUACUCUGAUGUGCUCUCGAACCUGCAAAAGCUCAGCAAAAUCGCUCACACCCCCGACCUGUCCAAUCGAGGGUACGUGAGGCAGAAACGUGAGGGGAAGCUAUGGGUGAGAGAACGUUUGGAGCAACUGGUCGACAAGGGCAGCUUCAAGGAAAUUGGUAGUGCCAGCGGGCGAGUGGAAUGGAAGCAGACGGGCCCUCGUGAUGAGGAACCAGUGUCCUUUCAACCCACGAACAACCUCCAAGGCUUUGGUUUGUUGGACGGGAGAAGGGUCAUCAUCACAGCGGACGACUAUACGAUUCGAGCUGGACAUGCGGACGGAGCUAUUUCUGCCAAAACCGUAUACUCGGAAAAGCUAGCAGUGGCGCUGAAUAUGCCCAUUAUCAAGCUGACAGACGGAUCUUCGGGCGGCGGAUCUGUGAGCACCAUCAAGACACAUGGCUGGUCGUACGUGCCAGGUGUGCCAGGUUUCAUCCCGGCGGUCCAGGGCAUCAACAAGGGGAUUCCGAACUUGGCGGCCGUGCUGGGCCCAGCCAUUGGGAUCGGUGCUGCACGCGCGGUCAUCUCGCAUUUCUCGGUCAUGGCGGGCGAUAUUGGAAGCCUGUUUAAUGCCGGACCGCAAGUUGUUGAAGGAGCCACGUUCGAAGAGGGACUCACUUUGCGCGAACUAGGUGGUCCGGGUAUCCACUGUCUCAAUGGAACGAUAGACAACCUCGCAGCGAACGAAAGCGAAUGCUUUGAGCAGAUCAGGAGGGUUCUUUCCUACUUGCCGAACUGUGGCCACUCGAAGCUACCACCCGUGCUUCCUGCCAGCGACCCGAUUGCGAGAGUCAGUGAGGAAUUGAGAACCGCCAUUCCUCGUCGGAAGGAACGUAUGUACGAUGCCCGCGCGAUCAUCAAGACGGUUUUCGACGCUGGCUCGUGGUUUGAGAUCGGACCCCUCUGGGGCAGGACGGCCAUUGUCGGCCUGGCCAGACUGGGAGGGCAUCCCGUGGGGGUGAUUUCGCUCAACUGCGAAGUCAAUGCCGGUGCGCUUGACGCUGGUGGUUCUCAGAAAAUCACGCGCCAUCUGAAGCUGUGCGACGUGAUGAAUUUGCCCAUCGUUCAGUUCGUCGAUGUCCCCGGCUACGCCAUUGGCACCGUGGCCGAGAAACAAGCGACCAUGCGUUGGGGAGUUGAGCUGGGAAAGGCCUAUAUCUCAACCACAAUUCCCAUCUUCAGUGUCUUAACCCGCAGAGUCUACGGCGUUGCUGGUGGCAUUAUGGUCGCUUGUCGUGACCCAAUGGCGUCCGUCGCGUGGCCUAGUGGAGAAUGGGGAAGUCUGCCUCUGGACGGCGGUAUCGAGGUUGGACAUAGAUGGGAAUUGAAACAGGCCGAAGAGGCUGGGAAGAAGAAGGAGCUGUAUACACAGCUCGAAGACGAAUAUCGUCGACUUAUGAACCCCAUCCGCACUGCCAACGCUUUUGGCGUUCAGGAAAUUAUAGAUCCGGCACACACGAGGCGAGUGGUCGCCGAAUGGGCUUUGCACAUAUAUGCCGAUGUCCUUCCACAACGCCUUCUAGACCGCGCUGCAGGUCGAAUUCACCCGUCGUUCGCGUGAGUCGAUACAUAACCGAUGAUAGAUGAUGAGUCGGUGGGUCUUGUGUGAAUUCAUAUUGGGCUCAUCGAGCGAUCAAUCGAACGAUCUAUACAUUACUUGUUAUGGUGUAUAGACCUGAACGAUAGACAACUCGCAUUUCAGUUGGCAAGCACUGAACAGGUCUAAUAUGUGUUUUUUGUAGCACUAGAAGGAAUACUACAAAAUCG